AUGGAUGAUGCCGGAUCACCAGAGGAUGAUUGGACGCUGGACUUUGAGAGAGUUUUUGAGGUAAUUUUGUUGAUCAUUGGGCAAUAUAACUUUGAUAUCGAUGACUUAAGUACGGUUGUGAAGGAACCAGAGGUUUUCUUGCGUAUAAAUGCCACUACUGAGGUGCUUGAGACUCAUAGUGUUGGUGGCUUUAUAGAUUGUUGCUACCCUUUGCCCGUUCGGUGA
Molecule: messenger RNA, 225 nt
Organism: Enterobius vermicularis (human pinworm)
Lineage: Eukaryota; Metazoa; Nematoda; Chromadorea; Rhabditida; Oxyuridae
Source: the annotation of a GenBank genome assembly